AUGCCAACUACAAAAGGUCAUCAGUCCUAUAAGAGCAGCAAGGCUGCACGUUCUCGUAGAGUCCGUUUAUCCAAACUCAAGCAAUUAGAUUCGUCUACUCCAGCUCGUUCAUCAUCAUCAUCAUCAUCAUCUGAAUCAUCGAAUAUUGUUGAAGAACUAUUCAUUAAUUCAUUAUAUUUGACAACAGCAUCAUCAUCUUCAAACAAUACAUUAUAUGACUUAUGCACUUCACAACAAAAAAUUAUGGCGUAUGAAAGAAGAAAAAAUAAUGCAAUAGCCGAUAGUGAUGAAAUGGAUUUUUAUCAAGUAAUCCACAACAGCUUUUUAUUAGAAUUGAUGGAAAAUACCAUAUGUAUUAGAUGUAAAGAACAAUGGAAGGGGAAAAUGCAUAUUAUUAUAGCUUCUUUUCUAGGUGCACAUUUGGCAGGAAUUGGCCGUGCUGGUGUAGAUAAAAUAUUUGGGGUGAUGAAUAUACCUCCACCAGUAAAAGAAGAUCACUAUGAAGAAAUUGAUAGAAGACUUUUAUUACCGUGUAUCAAACAAUUUCAACAUCAAUCAAUGCAAGCUGCUAUUUAUGAAGCUGUUGAUGUGAACGAUGGUGAUCCAACAACCUUAACAGUUAGUGGAGAUGAAACAUGGCAACGACGAGGCUUCAAAAGUCUCCAUGGAGUAGCUGCUGUUUUAUCGUGUAACACAACACCGAAGGUACUCGAUGUUCAACGUUUAUCAAAAAAAUGUGUGAUAUGCACUGGUGCAUUGAGUGUGAAAAAUAAAGAUCCAGAUUUAUAUGACGAAAUUAUAAAUAAUCAUGACUGUGAAUCAAAUUAUGAUGGUUCAUCUGGAGGUAUGGAAUCGCAAGGUAUUCAAGACAUAUUUAAACGUUCCAUUUCAAAAUAUCAAGUCCAAUAUACUCGGUAUAUUGCAGAUGGAGACUCGUCGGUCAUGUGGAAUCUUACUCAACAUCCUCCAUAUCCAGGUAUCGAAAUUGAAAAGAUCGAAGACAUCAAUCAUUGGUCAAAGAGAAUAUUAUAUCGGUUGGAAAAGUUGACUCAAGAGUUGAAACAUACAAUGCUAGAUCCAGAAGAAAAACGAAAAGGAAUUGGAGGUAUUAAUCGCUUGACCAAGGGCACAAAAUAUGACCAUCAGAGACAUUCUUUACCAAAAUAUGUCAUGGAAGCUAUUAAACCUGUAUUUGAAGACCUGGCUUCUAAAACUUUACAACAUGUACUUAAUGGAUCAAGCCAAAAUGCCAAUGAAUCAUUUCACUCAUUCUUAUGGUCCAUGGCUCCUAAGAACAGAUAUUGUAGUGGAACUAUUGUUGAUAGUAUGUAA
Molecule: messenger RNA, 1332 nt
Organism: Rotaria sp. Silwood2
Lineage: Eukaryota; Metazoa; Rotifera; Eurotatoria; Philodinida; Philodinidae
Source: the annotation of a GenBank genome assembly